UGAAAAUAAUAAUAAUAGCUAGACAUUGCUUAAAAUAACUUUAAUUGUAAUAAUUUUAAAUGUAAAGUAUUAGCAUUGGAAUGUGAUGUCAUUAUGAAUAUAUUUAUAUGUAUGAUGUGUAACACCUGCACCGUGUCAAAGAUGGCGGAUUAAGUACGGUAACUAUGGUAACACUGUAGGGGUCAUGCCUGUUUAUAUUUCUGUAGUGGUUUUGUACAACCUGCGUGUUGUGUUUGUAUGAUUUAUGAUUUGGAGGUGCAGGACUUUUCCAGCUCGGUGGCUGUGUUGUGUGGCGGUGAUGAGCAGCAGUUGGGGAAGUGCGGGUGCGGGUCAGGCGUCGUCUCUCUACGGCCGCCUGCUGCGGCUCUCCGCGGUCCCAGGCUCCGAGCAGCACCGCCUUAACGAUGUCUUACUCCUGCGGCCUGAGCCCAAAGACACGCAGGCGACCUGCAGUGAAAAUAAUGCACACGUCGUGUUUUUCCCCGGAGACAUCCAGAACUUCCAUCAAGAGAUGGCUGUGCAGCCUGAUGCGUCUCCAUGGCUCUCAUUUAGUCUAGAGCGAGUAGCUUUGGUGCUGGGAGCCCGUUUCCCAGGCCGACACGUGUGGCUGGUGCGCCCAUCACGGCUCCAUCUGCAUAAGUUCAGCUGCUACACCAACUUUGUUUCAUGUGAUGUCUUUGGUGCACCUAAGCACUCACCUGACUAUGGUGCGGUGCUCCACUUACGAGCCCUCUUGGGCCACGCCAUGGAGCGAGCAGCCAUUGCUGAACCUUUGCCACCACUAGGAGGUUCCUCAGUGCCUGCUCCCCUCCCUAAAGGCUUCUCUCUCAUCUUAGUGGCCUUCAGCAAAGGCUGUGUGGUGCUCAAUCAGGUAGUCCAUGAGCUGGCGUCAGUCCGCACCAACCCAGAGCUGAGGCAGUUUCUGGACAGCAUCUCUGAUAUGUACUGGCUGGACGGCGGACAUCCAGGCACUGGAGACACAUGGGUGACGGAUAAGCAAGCGUUGGGCGAGUUGGCGUCUAGUGGAAUAGCCGUGCACGCUCAUGUCACUCCCUAUGAAGUAUGCGACCCAACGAGGGCGUGGGUGGGACGCGAGCAUCGGUGCUUUGUGAAGACGCUGGGAGAACUUGGUGCCCGCAUCUCACAAAACCUCCACUUUGAGGAUGAGCCAGCAUGCAUCGCAAACCACUUCCGGGUCAUCGAGGAGUUCUGAAUGGCACAGAAAUGUGUUCAUGUUGCACGAUUUGAGCUGCUUCUGACUACAAGCUUUAACACUUCAUGUUUUUCAGUUUAAGUCUCUUUAUUUGGCACAUGAUUAAGUCCUAAAUGUUUGCCAUUUUGUGUGAACAGGGAGUUUCUAAAGUGUUUACAUGGACCGUUCCCCCCCGCCUUCUUUGGUUUGAGGUCAUAGUUCCAGUUUCUUAUGCUUGUCACAGGAUACUUCUCAAGCAAAGACUAAUAAAAGGAAAAUAUUUUGACCAAAUGUGUGAACGUUCAGCUGUAACAUGGAGAAUAUCUUAUUGCAUAAUUGUAAACUGUGUCUCAAGUCAUUUAACUAUGUUUAUUUACAAUAAUGCUUAGUGUGGUACACUGAGAAAUAUGAACAUUAUGCAGACAUAGUGUAGUAAAAAGACCAGGAUGCGAAACUGUACUAAACAAAUGAUGCGAUUCAGCUGAAUAUUAGAUUUUCUUCUUUUUGGAAAAAUGUCUGAGUCAGGUGGCAUUUGUUUUUUGUUUACAUGUGGAUUAUGGUUAUUGUAAUAAAAAUGAGCCACACCUGACAGAUGAUGUUCUAAUCUAAUUGACUAGGCUAAAAAUUGGUAGCUAAUGUAAAAUAACUAGCUCGCUAAGUACAUGUAUACAGAUCGUUAUCCUCUUUUAACACUAAUACAGACGGCAUUGUUAUAUUUGUCCAUUUAUAUUUGAUGCGCUUUUGUCAAACAUGCCAGUGUUUCAGUCUGGAUAUUCACAGCAUGGUUAACUGCGAAGUGACCGUUAUUCAUGGGAGGAGGAAUUGCAUCACAGCUUUGUGCUGGAUUUUCAUUGUUUCCACACACCUGCGUUUUAACCAUGCUGAUAGAUUUAUUUUAAAUGAAUGUAAACAAUGCUGUAACUUAAGAUCAUGCCUGAACCAAUGUGUGUAGUGUAGCAGGUGGCAGGAUUGGGUACAAGUUAUAGUUGGAGCAGCAAACUGCUUCAUGUGACUAUUUUUCUUUUCAAAUAAACUCACUGGCUACUUUAAUAGGAACUUGUUUAUUCUAAGAUUCCUGAUUAGAGAACUGCAUAAAGCUGCAGGUGGAUGGGUGUUCCUAAUAAAGUGGACAGUGUGCAUAUAAAUGAAAUUUUUUGUUUGGUGAAAGUCAAGUAGUAGUGUCACCUUUUUCAGAGUGUUGAAGCGACUUAUCCACUGAAUGGCUACAAGUAAAAUAACAGACACAAAAUCUGCUUGGCCCAGGCUACUGGUUCAUCCGCUGCUGUGCAACAUGAAUGUUUACAAAUCGUUGACUAUAUGUCAAUGAAGCAAUGGCUCAUGGGUUAACCUGCACCAAUUCCAGUGAGAUGAAAUGUCUACUUGUGAAGUGCACUAGUGUGAAAUGUUUCAUGUGCAGGCUGAAUGUUUCUGCUCUGCUGCAGUGACAGUCAUGUUGCCAUUCCGUGCUUUUAUUUAAAAAAAAAAAGCUUUUCUUUGUUUACUUGAUAAUAAAGUAAUGCAUUAGG
Molecule: messenger RNA, 2718 nt
Organism: Neoarius graeffei (lesser salmon catfish)
Lineage: Eukaryota; Metazoa; Chordata; Actinopteri; Siluriformes; Ariidae
Gene: c13h2orf69
Product: chromosome 13 C2orf69 homolog
Exons: 2
Coding region: 245-1213 (322 amino acids)
Cellular component (GO): mitochondrion
Source: RefSeq, a predicted model, not a curated record